Messenger RNA from Gossypium raimondii (Peruvian cotton), 2230 nucleotides. Its product is annotated as pentatricopeptide repeat-containing protein At4g02750. Bases 33 to 2015 code for a protein of 660 amino acids. The transcript has 2 exons. Gene Ontology annotation, molecular function: protein binding; RNA binding. Gene Ontology annotation, biological process: RNA modification. The record is from RefSeq and is a predicted model, not a curated record. NCBI's taxonomy places the organism in Eukaryota, Viridiplantae, Streptophyta, Magnoliopsida, Malvales, Malvaceae.
ACGUAUGAGGUUCCACGUGAAGUUGAGCACACAUGAUCGUCAAACCACCUAACAAUUGCUCGCUCAUCAAUUUUCCUUUACCUUUUUCUCACACUCUGGAUCUGGGCAUGUUAUUUUCUAAACUAAACCGAAGUUUUCCAACAAGACUCAGUAGACACUUCUCUCUUUCAGCCCCAACAUUCUUAAAAGACAAUCAGACAUCCAUAGGAAUCUCAAGUAUUAAACCCCACAAUUACAGAAUUUCCGUUUUCAUGAAAAAUGGGCUUAUCCAAGAAGCCCAGAAUCUGUUUGACAAAAUGCCUCAGAAGAACGUUGUUACGUGGAAUACCAUGAUUCGCGGGUACUUUCUGAACGGGUUUUUCAGUAAAGCCAUUGCUAUGUUCCAGGAGACGCCAGAACGCGAUAUUUUUACGUGCAACAUAGUGAUUUCAGGGCUCAUGCAUGACCAUGAUGUGCAAGGUGCAAGGCAGGUUUUCGAAGGGAUGGUUUGUAGAGAUGUGGUGACAUGGAAUGCUAUGAUUGGAGGGUAUUUUAUAAAUGGAAUGUUGGAUAAAGGGUUGAAGAUUUUUGAGGAGAUGCCCGUGAAAGAUGUUAUAUCUUGGAACUUGGUCAUUGAAGGGCUUGUGAAAUGUGGAAAGCUUGACUUGGCUGAAGAGUAUUUUAAAAGAAUGAGUUAUAGAGAUGUUGCUUCAUGGACUGUUAUGAUUUCAGGGCUUGCAAAAGCUGGAAGGAUGGCUGAUGCUUGUAAAUACUUUGAAGAGAUGCCAGUGAAGGAUGUUCGUGCGUGGAAUGUAAUCUUAGAGGGUUAUAUAGGGAUUGAGUGUGUUGACUUAGCAGAAAGUAUUUUUCAUGAAAUGCCUGGGAAGGAUUUGGAUUCCUGGAAAUUGUUAAUAAAUGGGUUGGUUAGAUGUAGAAGAUUAGUAAAUGCUUUGGGUUAUUUCAUGAAAAUGCCCACAAAAUGUUGUAAAACAUUGAACUCAAUCUUGUUGGGGUUGAUAAGAAAUGGACAUGUCAAGGAAGGUCAUGCAUUUUUGGAGAAACAACCGUAUAACAAUGUUGUUUCUUGGACGAAUGUUGUUGUUGGAUACUUUGGAAUAGGUGAGGUUAGGAGUGCGGUUAAAGUUUUCGAAUCGAUGCCAAUUCGAGAUGUGACCAUGUGGAAUGUGAUGAUAUGUGGACUAGGAGAAACUAAUUUUGGUGAAGAAGGAUCUAAGUUUUUCAUCAGAAUGAAGGAAUCGGGUUUUCACCCUGAUGAAGCUACAUUUACUAGCAUUCUCACCAUCUGUUCGAAUUUGCCAAGCUUAGACCUCGGAAACCAGAUUCAUGCGCAGGUAGUUAAAUCAGGUUUAAAUCAUUUCACCGCCAUUUCAAAUGCAUUGGUCACUAUGUAUGAAAGAUGUGGCAACAUGCACUCUGCUUUGCUCGAGUUCAUUUCCAUGCAGAGACAUGACGUUAUUUCUUGGAAUUCUAUAAUAUGCGGAUUCGCUCACCAUGGAAAUGCUGAAAAAGCUCUCGAGAUGUUUGAACGAAUGAGAUUAACUGAUGUUAAGCCUAACCACAUAACUUUCAUCGGUGUAUUAUCUGCCUGCAGCCAUGCUGGUCUGAUUGACAAAGGUAAAUACUACUUUGAUUAUAUGAAAAGUAAAUGCUCUCUUCAGCCAACAACAGAGCAUUAUACUUGUAUUGUGGAUCUGUUGGGAAGAUUCGGACUCAUAGAUGAGGCAAUGAGUUUUCUUAAUCAAAUGAGAGCCGAUGGUAUUGAAGUUCCGGCUAGUGUUUGGGGAGCUUUGCUUGGAGCCUGCAGAAUCCAUAAUAACAUGGAGUUGGGGGUGAUAGCUGCUGAGAGAGUUUUGGAAAAGGAACCUCGUAACUCAGGCAUAUACUUAAUAUUAGCUGAAAUGUAUCUUUCUUGUGGACGGAGAGAUGAGGCCGAGAGCAUUCGAGCUCGCAUGGAGGAGAAGGGGGUGAGGAAGCAACAGGGCCGUAGUUGGGUUGAGGUAAACAAUAGCAGCUAAGAGAACUUGAUCAUAUUGUGACCCUAUUUAUUCUCAAACCAGUGGAGUAUUUUCUAUCUUUUUCCACGCAUUUUAGCUUUCAGUGAAAAAUCAUGAAAGCUUCUAAGGCAAAUCCCAAAGCUCACAUUUGUUUAAAUCAGCCUCAUCAAUGGUGAUAGCAUAGAAUUUGGAACUGAGAACGUUUGGUAAAGAUAUCAAGUUAUUAAUUCUUCGGC